This is a messenger RNA of Cuscuta campestris, 2349 nucleotides long. The record is from the annotation of a GenBank genome assembly. Lineage: Eukaryota; Viridiplantae; Streptophyta; Magnoliopsida; Solanales; Convolvulaceae.
UUAACAAAAAAUGUCAGUGCAAAUUUUUUUAAUUGAAUUAACAUUUUUUACAGGUGUAAAUAGUUAAAAUGUAAUUGUAUUGGGGGUUUGGUGUUAGCAUGGUUGUUCGUCUGCGCAAGAUAAAAUCUCACACUGUAAUUCCUACAAAGUUCUGAUAUUUCGAACACUCUGCCAACUCCCAUGGAUAGUGAAAACCCGAAGAAGCCUAGUGUUCGGAUCCUUUGCCGGAAUCUCCACAUAAUCAAGAACGAAACCGGCCUUCAAUGGCUGAUUGGAUCAUCCUUCUUCCCAUCUCCUCCCACAAUCAUCUCUACCUUCCGUUGUAUCCACUCCAACCCUUCGUCUCCCGAUUUCUCCAGAGAAUCAGAUGACAUUAGGACAUUGCUGCCAAAGGGGCUUGAGGUGAUUGGAGCCAUGGUAGUGGAAAAGGGCUGUGACUUUAAACAAACUGCUGGGUUUGCUAUUGAGGCGGCUAGUAAACUGAGGAAGAUAUUGUGUGGUAGUGAAACACAGGAUUUGAUUGGAGCUGUGGUGGAUUUGAACUGCGGGGGCAAUGCCCAGUUUUUCGCGUCGAGGGCAGGUGGGGAAUUGGAGAGCAUAAGUUGUGUUUCUCAGGAAGAGAAGCCUGAGAAAUUUGUUUGGGGAAGAGGCUGUUUGAUUCGGUGUGAGCUCCCAAUUAAGCUGCCUUUGUAUUACCCUCUGCACAAUCCCAAAGCUGUUCAUGAUAUAUAUGCAAGUGCAAUCGAUGGUAUUGCUUCUUCACUUAGAGAUCCACAACUGACGUUCAUUAUUGAAGCACUGAAUAAAGUUUCAGCUAGUGUUCCACCUGCCAUCCUUCAGAACAUGGAAUUAGAAGAACCGCAUGCACAGCAAGCUGAUUCUGCUUGCAAUAAAAAUUUGAAUGCCAAAACAUUGUUAUGUUCAUCCCUAUUUGAAUCUAGUGAAAAUAUGUCAACGUUUAGCUCUAUAGAAGAGAGUGCAGAUGUAAUUCAAGUAAGCAUUUUUCUUAAUAAAUCAAGGGAUCCUCUCAGACUUGUAUCACCUGUUUCUGAGUAUUGUCCAGCUUCAGAAGAAACAAAGCUCUUGGUUAUAGAUCAUAAACUUGAAGUGCUUUGCUUUGCUGCAAAGGAUAUUACGUUAAAAUUUGCUGUGUCAAAAUUAGUCAUUCCUGCUUUAGUUGACCAGUUACUCACAGUAAAGAACAAAAUCUCCAAUGAUCUCUUGGUGGGGUAUCCAGAACUACAGCCAUACCACUUUGUUCCUUCAGGUCUCUUGCAUCCUAUCACAGCUCUAUAUGAACUCAAUUAUGGGGAAACAGAAAUGAAACAAGUUGAGGCAAGAAGAUCCCUUCAUUUGAGGCUUGGCUUACCUUUUGAUCGUCCUCUUCUAAGAAUUGCAAAUGCUAUAAAUCUAGUUGCUGCAAAAGAUGCAAAAACAAAUGCUGCAUGCAAGGGUCACUAUUUGCUCAAGGACGUACAUAUGGGAAUUCCGAAUAGUGGAGUUUCUGGAGGCAUUACUUCGUUAGUUCAAGGUUCUUAUGAGUACUUUCACUACCUCCAAGAUGGAUUUGAUGACUCGGGUUGGGGUUGUGCUUACCGGUCGCUACAAACCAUCAUUUCAUGGUUCAGACUGCAAAAGUAUACUGCAGUUAAUGUUCCUUCUCAUAGGGAAAUACAACAGGCACUUGUAGAGAUUGGAGAUAAGGAACCUUCAUUCAUAGGGUCACGUGAUUGGAUAGGUGCUAUCGAGCUUAGCUUUGUUUUGGACAAACUUCUUGGAGUAGGAUGUAAAGUCAUAAAUGUAAGGUCAGGAGCAGAGCUUCCUGAAAAAUGCCGAGAGCUGGCACUGCACUUUGAGAAUCAAGGGACACCCAUCAUGAUUGGUGGUGGUGUCCUUGCAUAUACGCUCCUGGGCGUGGAUUACAACGAUGCUAAUGGAGAUUGUGCAUUUCUAAUACUCGAUCCUCACUACACCGGCAGUGAUGACAUCAAGAAGAUUGUCAAUGGCGGAUGGUGUGGGUGGAAGAAAGCUGUCGACAGCAAGGGAAAGCAUUUCUUCUUGCACGACAAGUUCUAUAAUCUCCUUCUUCCUCAGAGGCCAAACAUGGUAUAGUUUGAUUUAGAUCAUCAUCAUCAUCAUCGUGUAGUUCUAAGAAUCAUGUAGUAUGGUGGAUCGUGUGGGAUUCCGAGACUUUUUUGGAGCCAUUUUCACAAAGUGUUUGGCAUGGAUUUUGAAUAUGAUUCUUCUUUAGAAUGAGAAUCGAAAUUUUCAGUAGCUGUGGGAAGGUUUUCCUUUCUUAGCUCUUGACUUUUGGCUUGUGUUUGUUUUAAAAAAAGAGAGAAUUGUGUU